This is a messenger RNA of Dendronephthya gigantea, 4494 nucleotides long. RefSeq lists its product as uncharacterized. NCBI's taxonomy places the organism in Eukaryota, Metazoa, Cnidaria, Anthozoa, Malacalcyonacea, Nephtheidae. The transcript is spliced from 3 exons. Bases 438 to 3050 code for a protein of 870 amino acids. The record is from RefSeq and is a predicted model, not a curated record.
CAUUUACGUAUUAACACAACAUAAAUUCUCAGCCAAGUUUGACGAGCCAUUGCGCGUUUGUAAAAAAAUUUCCAGCUUCCCUAACACCGUCAUGGCUGAUCCCUGCACAAGAUAAUAUUUUUAUUUAAAGUAUGAUUCAUGACAUUCUGUCAACAAUGCGUGUGAUGAAAUCUCUACUGAGACUGAGUGCUUGUGAGGUUUUAAAUUACAAUCAGUUUCCGUGUUUGUUUAAAUAUAUCUACCUCGUGAGUAUCUUCUGCGAAUUUUGGUACAUUUGUGUGAAAUUUUAGCCAUGUAUUGAGAUAAUCGCUUUCAUGACUUGAAAAGAGGCUUUCAACCAAGAAUUUAUAGUCUGUUUAUAUCACAAGAACAAAGCUGUCUGAAAGAUUUAAAACUGAAAAAGAAGAACAAACUAGUAAUUAAUUGUGUCUAAUGCCAUGGAUUCUGACGAACUGCAAGAAAAAGCAAAUUUUACAAGACUCAGCAGACUUUUAGUUGACAAAGGAACUGAGGCUUUGAGAAAUACAUUUGACGCAAUCUAUUCACCUGUUAAUCUACCCGGAGUACUGGCUGCAAACAAAACAACUCUUCAAAAGUUAAAACCUCGAGUUAUUAAUAAUUCUCAGUGGGAUUUACUGUUUCCUCCGUCUGACAACCCACCAGAUUCCAAAACCUUCGAUGUCACAUUACUUACAGUUCUAUUCCGAAACAUUUGUGGUUUUCCAUCAACAGGAUGGAGUGUAAUGCCUCCGGAUACUGAUAGGUCAACGCAGGCGAAUAUCACAAGAAUCAAGUGUUACAGAAAUGAAGUUAUUGCACAUGUAACAACAACUCGAGUUGACAAUUCAAGAUUUGAGUCUUUAUGGAAGAAAAUCUCCCUGGCGAUAGUAGAAUUGGGAGUUUCACAGAGUGAUGUCGACGAUUUAAAAAAAUGUCCUCUUAGGCCUGUAGAAGUAGUGUAUGUGGAAAAGCUUAACGAUUGGACACUGCACGAAGAAGAGUGUAUUAAAUUGCUUAAAGCAAUUGAAGCUGGUGUAAAUAAUGUAACACAAGUCGCUGAAGAGACGCGCGAUGCAGUAAAUGAAACGCGCGAUGCAGUAAAUGAAACGCGCAAUGCAGUAAAUGAAACCCGCGAUGGAGUAAAUGAAACGCGCGAUGCAGUAAAUGAAACGCGCGAUGCAGUAAAUGAAACGCGCAAUGCAGUAAAUGAAACGCGCGAUGCAGUAAAUGAAACGCGCGAUGCAGUAAAUGAAAUGCGCCAGUCAUUUGCCAAGCGUACUUUAUCAAUACCCGGGGAAACCAAUCCUCCAAAAAAAUCCCGCAUGGAAAUUGAUGAAGAUUUAUUGCGAAAACUUGCUAAGCAUAAUUUUAAGGGUAAAAUUAAAAGAAAAGUCAAAUUCUUCCUUCCUGGAACGAGAGAGUGGUUGUUAAAAAAAGUUGACGAGUGGUUUUGUAGCAGUGAGAGUGAUUCAAGAAUAAAGUUAAUAACAGCUGGACCAGGAUUUGGUAAAAGCGUGUUUUCCGCUAAAAUCUGUGAAGAUUUUGAGAAGAAUGGAAAAUUGGCUGCUUGUCACUUUUGUGAUUUCAGUGAUUCAAACCUAAGAGAUCCUAUGAUGAUGCUACAGUCUUUCGCAAGUCAGAUGUGUCAGAAUGUCCCUGGUUUUAAAGAGAGGCUUCUUGAUCAGUUAAAGCGACCAUAUCAAGUUCAAAAUCUCAAAGAUGCCUUCCAAAUAUAUUUACAAAAUCCCUUAGAUGAAUUGGAAAUAAAAGAGCCACGUUUAGUCGUGAUCGAUGGCUUGGAUGAAAGUGCAGCAGAUAAUAAAAAUGAAAUUACUCAUUUGAUUGCUGAAUAUUUUCCUGAUCUUUCCGAGUACAUCAAAAUCUUGGUGACGAGCAGGCCAGAGAUUUCCGUUGCUGAUCUAAGACUAAGAAACGAUCAAAAGACAGACAUUUCCAAUGUUGAUCGCAACAAUAACUCGGAUCUUGAACUUUAUUUUCAAGAAUGUUUAUUUGGUGUAGAAGUAAAAAGCAACGGGAACCCUGCUUUGAAAGAAAUUCCACAUGAUCUCCGAUUGCGUUUGUAUAAAAUGAAUAGUUUACUUUUCAAAUUUGUUUCCAAGUGCGCGGGCUCGUUUCUCUAUGCUUAUCACUUUCAAUCUGGGCUAAGGGCUCGCUAUGAUCUUGAGAAGAUAACAAAUAAUGACGUCAUGGAGUUUCUCCCAGAAGGUCUGCAUUCUGUUUACGAACGAUAUUUUAAACGCCUUGAAGACGAGCUUAACGCCAUAAAACACGAAAAGUUCGAUGUCUUGAAUAUUUUGGCAAUGCUGGUUGCUUCCGAAGAAGAUCUUCCCCUCACUUUCGUCGCUCAGGCUUUUGGUUUAGCUCCGGAUUGUCGCGAAACGAAAGACAUCAUCAACAAAAUUAAUGAAACCGUAUCGUGCUUGUUGUACGUUACAGAUGACAGGUUAACCGUUUUUCACAAAUCCUUUAUUGAUUGGCUUCUAGCAAAGGGCUACAAAGAUCACCAGUAUACUGUCAAGGUCGAUGAUGGACAUAGAUUGCUUUGGCUUUUAUGCGAGAAGGUUUUUAAGGAAAUUAAAGAUAAAGGUGUUCGCUCAGGACUUGAGGUGAAGUUGACUAAUGACGUAAAAUACGCUCUGGAACAUGGUUUAGAACAUCUAGAAAAGUGUGAAAUGGAAGAAGGUGUCUUUUGGUCAGUUGAUGUUAUUAUCGUAUGUUGUAUGUUAACUGCCCUCUCUCAAGAUCAUUUGCUGUUAUACUGGGAAAGAAUUCUUCAAAGCUCUGUAAUUAAAAGUGAGGAACUACGUAACCGCAUUUCGUGGCAUGUCACUGAACUUCGCUUUUUGCCUGAAAGCGUGCUAGAUUUUAGCAAACUGGAUUCAACACCGUUUCCAAAAUCACUGCCGAUAAAUUUAAAAUCGUAUUUACAAGCGGUUCUUACCCUUUCUCCAGAAGGUUAUUUCAGCGAUGAUGAGAAGAAAAUCGCAGAGACGCUACUAUCAAAUGAUUUACCAUUUGUAUUUUUAUAAAGUUUGGGUUUUGCCGCCAGCAGUAUGUAAUCCAGGGUCUUUGGUUACAGUGUGCCACAGUAUUUGCUUUAUCUGAGAAUAAGAAAAGAAUAGCAGUUGGAAUAAAUAAUUUCAUGUUAUCCCUACCAAAUUUAGUUGAAAUAAUGAAUUACUCAAGAAAAUUUAAAAGAAGUUUCUUGCUCCAGAAAUAUUGUUCUUCUCAUAGCAUUCAGAAAAUGGAAACGGUGUUUAACAUUGCGAAGAGAAAGGAAGUUUCAUUUUUUUCUUGAAAUGAGGAGACGUUCGGGUCCGGUUAAUUUUCUCCCCGCAUGUUUUUUAUACGAAUUAAAUGCGAAUGUCUUUGUUCAAAAAAUAACUGAAAUGAACACGUUCAAACGAGGACGAAAACCAACAGGAGAGAAGACUUAGUUGAUAAAGACUUUGUUAUGAACGACAGAUGUUUUGGAGCUGAUUUUUCAGUUAGGAUAUUUCUUAAUGGAUUUAUUGAACAGUAACAUGAAAACUAUGAUCAAGAACAUUGUUUUGGGGAAGCGGCUAGACUUUGCUUGGAGCUGGUCUAGAAUGGAGAAGUAAGACACCUCCUUCCCUCCGUUUGUCUGGGAGUUCACCUUGGGCAAGUGAUAGCACUCCCUUGCCUCCCUAACUGGGGUUACAGUUUGUUAAACAAAACAAAGACAAUAUAUUUAAUACAUCUGCAAGAAACAAGUCCUAAAAAACUGUGACGAAUGCCAGUCGUAUGAUGGUGUUGUUUAAGAUGUUCAUUAUGGUAGUUACAGUCAUGUUGGUGGUGAUAAUUCUCAUCUAUGAUGGUGGUGAUCGUGCUGGUGUCUACGAUGGUGCUGAUAGUAAUUGUGCUGGUGAUGAAAAUAAUGGUAGAAAUUGUAGUAACUAUAUUAGCUGUAUUUUGUUCACGAAGUUUGAUGCUGAUGAAAAAGAAAGAUAACGGAACUCAGUGGCGUCAAGCACUAGAACGAUAAUUGGGGGGGUGGGAGUUGAUUAUUCAUAUAUUCAGUUUUGCCCGACGGAUUUCUUUUUUAAGUGCAAUAGCUUAAAAUAAAAAUCCGUCGGGCAGAACCAUUGAACUGUAAACACACUGGAACGAUAACUCAUGGGGGUGGGAUGAAACCAGUGCUGUUUACUUUUUCUGAGUUUUGAGCUGAAAUACUUGACGGCAAAUGUUGAGCCGUAUAUGAAAUUAAAGCUAUUAAAAAGUUAUAUUUCGUGUAGAAAUUUCGAGACUUUAGCUUACAGUGAAAUGUCUAAAUAAUAUUAAUUUUCAAAAUUUCCCGGUUUUUUGCCGGUUGGUAAUUGUUUUUUUUUAAUAUUUCCUUUGUAGUUGUAGUCUUGAAAUUUCUACACCAAAUAUAACUUAUCAAUAGCUUUAAUUUGACACACAGCCCAACGUCUGGCGUCAAGUAUUUCGUCUCAAAACUCCGAAAAACUA